GUGUCACGAAAAUCCUUACAAAAACACAGGUUCUAACUGUCAAAUCAAUAUUUUUCAUUCAAUAUUUCAUUCGUUUCAAUCAAAUCAAUCAGUCAAAACAAAAACAAGUAUCUCUUAUUAGUCUGUGAAAAAUGAAAAACAAAUAUUCAGCUUAAUUUAAUGCUUUUUGCUAUCCAAGCGAUUUUUUAAUGAAUAUAAGGCUAAAUAUUGUGUAACUACACCAUGCCACGUCUUUUCAACUGCAAUAGUUAUAAUUUUUAAAUGUUACAAAAAUCGAUGUAAUCUGUUGAACAUGAGUUUGGUUAAGAAGAUUGAUAAUGCCAAAAAACCUACUAAAGGUAAACACUUGGCAUACAAGUGUGAUUUGUGCCCAAAGAGAUUUGUCAACAAGUGGGCAUUAGUUAGCCAUGGCUACUCCCACACCGAUGAGACUCCUUUCCAAUGCACACUGUGUGAUUAUGCGGGCAAGACGAAGAAGUACCUCAGUCGCCACAUCAAGGCGAUGCACAUAAGAGACAGAAAAAUCGACUGCGAGGUGUGUGGGAAGUCCUUUCAAUUUGAGUCUAAGCUCAAGAAACAUAUGCUGGUACACACUGGUGAGAAACCAUACAAGUGUGAUAUAUGUGAGAAGGCAUUCAAUUCCUCGUACUCUCUCAACACACACAAACUCAUACAUACAAAUUCGAAACCCUUCAAAUGCACGUUCUGUCCGUACGCCUGUCGCGACUCCUCGACGCUGCGCAAACACAAGGAGAGGCACAUGGGCAAAAUCAAGUACUACACGUGCAGCGUGUGUAACGUAAGCUGCUCAACGAGGGCGACAUUAAAAGUUCACAUAGCGGAGACGCAUUUCAACAUCGACAUGAAGAGGAUGGAAUGUGACGCGUGCGGUCAACGAUUUAAACACAGGCAGACGCUGGUUACCCAUAUUCAAAUCGUCCACGACAAGUCCAGAUCGGCCAAAUGUGACAUAUGCGGCAAAACGCUCAGCAACAGAGGCAACAUGCGCUCGCAUAUGCGGACCCACGUCGACCAGAGACCCUACAAGUGCACGUUCAGGGGAUGCGGGAAGAGGUUUAAAGACGCUAGCAGUCGGGGCAAACACGAAAUAAAGCACUACCCGGAACGCCAGUUCCCGUGUAGUAUAUGUGACAAGCUGUUCACCAGAGAACAUCGCAUGCACAGACAUCUGAACACGCAUAUGCCUAAAGUUAAGAAAGUGGAGUGCGACUAUUGCGGUGUCCGUUUCUACAACAAAAACUACCUAACCACCCAUAUACAACGUAAGCACGGCAGAAAGGGACAGAAGUACGUGUGCGACCUGUGCGGGUUGGUGACUACCAACAAGCCUGGUAUAGUAAUGCACAUCAAAUACGGACACGACGCCGAUAAGCUAAAGGAGAUAAUAUGCGACAUUUGUCAGAAGACAUUCAAGAGCGAUUUCAACCUGAAACUACAUUAUUGGAGAGCACAUCGAAUGGAGUACAUGAUUCCACGCAAAUUUAAAAGAAAAUGUAAGAAAAAAAAUGAGUCUACAGUACAAGUUAAGGAGGAACCAAUAGAAAAUGAUUACGAGGGUGGGAACUAUUUCACAGUCACACCCAAAAUGGAGCCCUUAACUGAAGAAAAAAAAGAACUAUCGGACAUGGUUUCUGAACCGGAAAUUCAGAUUGAACUUGAAGAUAUCCCCAACGAUGUGCUGGAAGAGUUCAUUACUCCCGUACAGAAGGGCCCCGAGGACAGGAGGCUUAAAUAUACUAAACAUGUUUCCGUCGACAAAAAAUUAGAGAAGCGAGUUAGGAAAAGAAUCGACGGCCUAAUGGAGGAAAGAAACAAAAAGGCAGAAGAGAGAGUUAAUGAGGUACGCAAGAAGUAUGAAGAAAGAGCGAGAAAGAUGGCCAGCAGAACAUUGGAGCGAACGAGAAGGAAAUACAACAGGCUGAUACGGAAUGCCAUUAAAAACUCGGCGAAGAAAGAUAAAAUUAAAAUAAAACAUGGCGCUAUUUCUACACAAGAACAACAUUCGGAUUCGUUGUUAGAAGCAAACUUCUUCAUAAAACAGACCAUAGACAAUAGGGAUUGUAUUGUAGAUGAACCAGUCAGAGUCAAUACAGAUGUGCGACGAAAAAAUAUAAACGAAAUUAUGAGAAUAGAGAAUAAUUCUUUAUUUGAUGAAGGAGAAGAUAGAAUUGAAAGCGGAAUAGAGAGUAAAGUAGAAGGACGAAUAGAUGAUAUUGAAGGAAAUGAAAUAGACCAUGUCGAAAAUGGAAAGGAAAUGGAUAUUAAAGAACAAGAACGGAUAAACGAAAUUAAAGUAAAUGGAAUAGACCAUAUCGAAAAUGAAAAAGGAAUAGAUAUUAAAGAAGAAGAACGGAUAGACGAAAUUGAAGUAAAUGAAAAAGACCAUAUCGAAAAUGAUAAAAAAGAAAUCGAAGAAAAUGGUGUAGACAAUAUUGGAGAGCAGUCUACAAAUGUUAUCGAUGAAAAUGGAACUAGUACAGGAGACGAAGGGAUAGGAAAAGAUAUGAGGAGAAAAUCGGGGAGAAAUAGGAAAUUGAAUUUCAAAUAUGUCGAUGAAAAUGAAACAUGUGCAGGAGACAAACGUGAAAGAAAAGAUAUGGGAAGUAAAUCGGACCAAAAUAGGAAAUUGAAGUUCAAUACACACCAGUGCUAUGUUUGUUUUAAGUUGUACCAAACCAAAGAGGAGCUUUUAGACCACUGCAAAGAUCACUUCGAUCAGUGCGAGAUGCAAACUCUGAAGAAAUGUCCACUCUGCGACUACUCCACCAACCUCAGCAUUACCAGACACUUGAAACUAAAACACAAACUGAAAGCCAAAGUACUAUACGGAUCCUUUAAAGAUAAUAAACAAAACAACGGAACAAAAUAUUAUUAUGAAGUCCACGAUAAAAGAAUAAAGAAAUUAGAAAUAAUACCCAGUAUAAAAAACCUUAAUAAAAGAGAAAGCUGCAAAAUUGAUAAAAGGAAUAGAGAAAAAAAGGACAAAGAGGUAUUGAAGAGUAAGCUUGUCAAGAAAGGUAAGGAAUGGAUAGUUAUGAAAGAAAAAAUGAAGAUUAAUUUUAAAGAUUGUUUGCUACCUAAGUUUGAUAAACUUGAAAGUAUUAAUGUUAAAGGUAGCUAUGCUGAUAGAUUGAAAGAACUUUAUAAAAUAGCAAAGAAGAGUGGUAAUAAAAUGGUGUUCCCUUGCGAUUCUUGUGAUAAAAUUUGUCAAUCACUUGCCGCUUUGAAAUUACACAGUAGGAAACACGAGGAUAAUCCAAAACCUUUUAAGAAAAAAGUUUGGAAACAUAAACUUGAAGGAGAGAAUGUUGAGAAGAAAAAAGUAAAUAUGGUAGUUACAAAUUUAGAUAAUCGUACAGCGAAACCGAAACCGGUAGUGAACAAGCACAAAUGUGAUAAAGAGCUCAUUGAGUUCUAUGAACAAAAUAUAAAAGGUAGUGAUGUAGAAUUUUGGCAGUUCCUAAAAAUAUAUAACAAAAUGGAACGAGAAAAUAUCAAUGAUUUUGAAGAUUUACAAAAAAGUACCCAUUUUGGAUUGCAUUGUAAUGAAACGGUAGAAAAUACUAAUGAUUGCGGUCAACCCAAAGAUUCCUUGAAUUUAACAAAAGAAAAUAGUAAUAAUAUUAGAAACAAAACUGUCAAAAAGACAGUCAAAAAGACUGUAAGAAACGCAUUUACAAGAGUAGUAAGAUUAAGUAAACGUGAAGCGAUGAAAAGGGAUGAAGCUAGAAAAAGAUUGAGGGAGAAAAUGAAUUGUAACAGCUAAAAUAGUAGAUAAAUUAUAAGAAGUAUAUAUCUAAUAAUGAAUUCUAGGUUAGUAGUGCAAAUAUUGGACAAAUUGCCAAUAACUGUUUUUCUAAUACAAUGUAACAUGAAUUCUGCACUUAGUUGGUAUUAAACUAAUCGUAAGAAUAAGAAAAUAAUUUUACCUUUUUUUUAAAUUGAUGAUAUAAUAUAAUAUAUAGUAGUGGUAAUCAACUUUUUCUUCCGAAAUGGUUCCUAUGAUAUCUAAUAUUGCUUGCAAUAAUUUGUAAACGACACUAUAAUUCAGUGCAUAACUCAGAUAUAAUUUUGGAGGAAAAAACUUACUCGAGUUGUUUUUAGUUACUUUUGAGGUUAUAAAUUUUCUAAUCUGAAAAAACGGGGUAUUGAGUGGUUUAAUUAGGUAAAACGCUUUUAAGGGUUUUAGAGUUUGAAGGGUUAAAUGCCGAAGGAAGGAAGGAGGGCACCUUUAUGUAUUAUAUAGCUAUUACACCUAAUUUUAUAAAAUUAGAAGUUACAAUUUCACAAGGCCAGUAACACGAGUUUCCGCGGAAAACGAAGUUCGCAAAUUGCGGGCAUCUUUCUCUGUCACCCUAAUAACGUCUGGAUUGGAGUAAAAGAGAAAGAUGACCGCAAUUUUCGAUUUUCGCUCAGUGCCUCUCGCCAUUGGUCAAGCGCGCUCAUCUGAAAACUUUCAAUUUUGUAAAAUAGGGUUUUGUAUUUUAUUGGUUAGUUAUUUUCUAAUAUCUGCCUAGCAUAAUAUAUUCCAUUGAUUUAUUUAAAACCUACCGUUUAUAUAAGAAGUCAUUAGUUAAGUUUUUUUUUGUUGUUUUCUGCAUAAUUUAAUUGGCUUUUUAGUAUUUUAUUUUAUAUCUUACAGGCCAAUUCGGGUUUUAGUUAUUCGAUCUGUUUCCGAUAUGAUACUGAUCUCUAUUAGUGUCAAAAGUGACAUUUCUUCUACCAAACACGCCACUUUGGACACUGAUAGCGUGGUAGGUGAACUAAAAGCUACUACAACGCAUGGCGUAGCCUGUGUCCGUGUUUGCAACCCCUCUGGUGUGGCAGGUGUCCAUGGCCGACGGUUAUUGCAGUUCGUAAAAAAAUACGUAAAAAAAAGUUGUCUCAACAAGAGAUAUUUGAUAUUUUUGCUACGUCGAGUGCGGUCAUCGCUUUUAGUUCCACCACGCAUUUCGAAACAAAAUUUUGUUUCGGUGUCCAUAUAUGGAAAUUAUUACUUUUAGUACCAGUACAGUAGGCGCUUGGAAAUGCGGCGACUGAAAUUUUCCCCCCAUUAUGGAUCUCUAUAGGAAAUAAAAGCUUUAUAUACUUAGAAAAUAUUUGAGUCUACGUCAUUGACAUAUAUCUAAGGACGGGCCUUACAAGCACUAAGAAUGGUGCUAGUUCAGCGGUAUCGCUCACGAAUUCGAUCCAAUCUGCUGUAACGCAACUAGUUGCGACCAAUCGCGCGCGUGAUGCGAACUCAUCAACCAAUCGCGUUGUGGCAACUGCACGAUUGGCUCGAAUUCGUAUGCGUGACACCGGUGUGCUGGCCCCAUUCUUAUUGCCCGUAAGGCCCGUCCUUAGAUAUAUGUCAAUGGUCGACGACGAAUAUCCUUUCUUACACUUAUUGCAGGUGUAAGACUUUUCACCUGUGUGUUCUCUUUUAUGUGACUCUUAAUCACUGAAUUAAGCGAACGCUUUUUACAAGCUUCGCAGGAAUACGAUUUAAUAAGAGCGUGUUAUGACUAAUUGUCGGAUUACACAGCGUGUCGGAUUGGCGAGCGCCGGACUACCGAGCGCCUACUGUAGUUAGUAGUUACUCAUUCCUUUGUUUCUUCUGUCUGACUGAGAUCAAGUUUACUAAAUUAAGGGCCAGUUGUACCAACCACAUUAAAAUUAGUGAACGCUUUAACCUUUUGGACGCCAAUGACGGUAUAUCGGCAUCGCAAGUCCAACGCCAAAGACUGAUUAAUCCGUCACAGACCACAGAGCAACAUAGACCUAUGUGCAUGUGCAUAAAGUUUAAUUUCAGUUUUGACACUACGGUGACGUGGCGUCCGAGUGACAGCUUUUGUGUUUGACACGGCGUCGAAAAGGUUAACGCGGUGACAGACGGUUUGGUGCAACUGACUCGGUUGUUAUUUUAAAAUAAAUAUUGUUAACUUAAAAAUUGUUUU
Cydia strobilella is the source of this 5960-nucleotide messenger RNA. RefSeq lists its product as uncharacterized. The record is from RefSeq and is a predicted model, not a curated record. Bases 293 to 3787 code for a protein of 1164 amino acids. The transcript is spliced from 16 exons. Gene Ontology annotation, cellular component: nucleus. Gene Ontology annotation, molecular function: DNA-binding transcription factor activity, RNA polymerase II-specific; sequence-specific DNA binding. Lineage: Eukaryota; Metazoa; Arthropoda; Insecta; Lepidoptera; Tortricidae. Gene Ontology annotation, biological process: regulation of transcription by RNA polymerase II.